UUCGUAUGGUCCUAUCACUAACCUGAGAAUACACCUUGAUUUCACACCUCAGCUCCACUCCUCCCGGUCUCCCAUUGGUGGAUGGCUCUGAUAUAGGCUCAACUCAACAGCAGUAGAACAUGACAGUGGCGUGCCAUCACAGCCAAACACACAACAUGCAUUUCUACCAAGAGCGCGUCCCGUACCACGCAAUGAUGGACAGCACCGAGGACGGGGACUACAUGACCGAGGUGCGAUCACCGAGCUCCGGGCCCUCAAGUCCCCUCUCGGUCAACUCUGACUCCAGCUGCACCAGCCCGGAAGCCAAGUCCUCCACACAGCAGAGGGUUAGGAGGCCUCUGAACGCCUUCAUCAUCUGGACAAAAGAGGAGCGCAGGCGCCUGGCCCAGCUCAACCCGGACCUGGAGAACACCGAUCUCAGCAAAAUACUCGGAAAGACUUGGAAGGCUAUGUCUUUGGCAGAGAAACGUCCAUACAUGCAGGAGGCCGAGCGCUUGAGGGUCCAGCACACCAUCGACUACCCCAACUACAAGUACAGGCCACGCAGGAGGAAGCAGCUAAAGAAGAGCUCCAGCAAGCCUCAAAUCCCAGAGACCCCUGGCCCACCACCUUUGCCCCAAAACUGCACCCCUGGCUACAGCGUUCCCUAUGGCCUCAGCUACCUGCUCCAGAACCAGCAGCAGCCCUAUGGACCAACCCAGUGCACAUAUCCAACAACGUUCCAGGACACAACCAAUGCUUUUGAUGCUAUGUGCCCUCCUCACUACUCUGCCGAUCUACAGCCGUACUACAGCCAAGUGCAGAGCAACCUCUUGGACCAGGAUGAGUCCAGGUUGUACCCCAGCCCCUCCCUAGACUUGUACCUGGAGCAGAUUCAGUUGGACACUCUGUAUGAUCUGGACCGCAGUGAGUUUGAACAAUACCUGGGACCCCCCGCACUCAGGCCAGAGUCAGUGGACCCCAACAGCUACCAGCUCAACUACAGAGAGGAGCGGUCCCUCUCAUAAAUCCAGG
This is a messenger RNA of Periophthalmus magnuspinnatus, 1014 nucleotides long. RefSeq names its product SRY-box transcription factor 32 (gene sox32). Lineage: Eukaryota; Metazoa; Chordata; Actinopteri; Gobiiformes; Gobiidae. The record is from RefSeq and is a predicted model, not a curated record. The transcript is spliced from 2 exons. Gene Ontology annotation, biological process: regulation of DNA-templated transcription; cell differentiation; anatomical structure morphogenesis. Bases 120 to 1007 code for a protein of 295 amino acids. Gene Ontology annotation, molecular function: DNA-binding transcription factor activity, RNA polymerase II-specific; RNA polymerase II cis-regulatory region sequence-specific DNA binding.